Ostertagia ostertagi is the source of this 936-nucleotide messenger RNA. NCBI's taxonomy places the organism in Eukaryota, Metazoa, Nematoda, Chromadorea, Rhabditida, Trichostrongylidae. The record is from the annotation of a GenBank genome assembly.
AUGAAUCUGACUACGGUUUUGUCUGGCGUAACCGGUGUGGCGGCUGCCACCACCGCCCUGAGCAUCAUCAUUGUGGGAUAUCUGGUCAAUGAUAUCAAUCACUUCUAUGCUGAUUCUCUAAGACAGCUGGAGCAGUUCAAGGACAUUGCGAAUUCGGCUUGGUAUGAAAUGCAACCAAGUCCCACGGAACGUCGUCGCCAACUGCGAUCAAUUCUUCGCCCACCUCGACAAUAUUCCGACAUAUGCGAUUGCGCACCACAGGUCGUCAAUUGUCCCGUUGGCCCUCCCGGUCCUCCUGGAGAACAGGGUGCAAUGGGGGAGAUGGGAAUGCAAGGGGCUCCAGGAAGGAGAGGUUACGACGGCAUACAAAUUUCCGGACGAGGAGGAGCAGGAGGUUGCGUAAAGUGCCCUAUGGGUCCUCCUGGACCGCCAGGUCCAGACGGAAUUCCAGGACCGAAAGGGCCUGAUGGAAUACCUGGCAAGGGUGUCACGAGCUCAGCAAUAGGAUUGCCUGGACCACCAGGCUUACCAGGAGAUGCUGGAAUGCCUGGUCCGCCAGGAGAACCUGGUCCGCCAGGAGCUCCUGGAAUGAGUGGAGUAUCCAGAACAAACCUACCUGGGCCACCUGGACCUCCAGGACUUGUGGGACCACCCGGCCCUCCGGGACUAAUCGGUGAAAUGGGACCAGUGGGUCUGCCGGGACCACCAGGGUCUCCUGGACCUGCUGGUAAUCUUGGUAGACCGGGAAUGGAUGGCCCUCCGGGACCACCGGGGCCUAUGGGCGAGCCCGGCUACGAUGCCGCGUACUGUCCCUGUCCAGCAAGGAGCUCCUACUUCCUGCAAAAUUUGAAAAGAAACGCAGGAGUGGUCAACAUGGCGGCCAGUCGAGGUCAUCACCCCAACAAAAAGUAUCACUUCAAGAAAACGAGUUUCUAA